Molecule: messenger RNA, 3501 nt
Organism: Coccidioides immitis RS
Lineage: Eukaryota; Fungi; Ascomycota; Eurotiomycetes; Onygenales; Onygenaceae
Product: mRNA transport regulator
Exons: 8
Coding region: 176-3091 (971 amino acids)
Biological process (GO): protein import into nucleus
Cellular component (GO): nuclear membrane; cytoplasm
Molecular function (GO): small GTPase binding
Source: RefSeq, a predicted model, not a curated record
CUUUAAACCUCGAAUACUCUGCAUACCUGUCGCAUUAUUUGCUUGCUCUCCUAAACACCCCUCAUUCAUGAGCACUUCUGAUACACUGCUGAUUUGCUCAGCGUCGGUGAUCACCCCGCUCCCUUGAAUCCUCCCGGCCCUUUACUCCCCCAUCACAUCAGGUUCAAUUACCACCAUGGCAACGAAGAGCACCGCACCAGUGCAGGAGUUUGCACCUGUCCUUGCAGCUCUUGCUACAAUGCAAGGGAAUGCUUCACGACAGGAAAAGACUCAUGCUCAUGAAUUCCUUGAGCGCUUUCAGAAAUCUGUGGAAGCUUGGACAACAACGCAUGCGAUCCUCCAGGCUCCAGACUCGGCUCCCGAGGCGAAGCUGUUUGCGGCCACUACUUUGAAGGGGAAGAUCACAUAUGACCUCGAUCAGUUGCCCGAAUCAUCAUUGCCGGCUCUAAGAACCUCCAUCCUUUCGCUUCUGGCAAAUUAUAGAUUGGGUCCCCGACCCAUCCAAACGCAGCUAUGUGUUUGCUUGGCGAGUCUGGCAAUCCAAAUGAUCACCUGGAAAGACGUCCUUCCAGUGGUUGGGUCAGCUUUGGGCAACGAAGCAAGCAACUGCAUCCUAGAAUUCCUAAAAAUCCUCCCCGAGGAAGUUACAGAAGGACGCAAAAUCAACCUGACUGAAGAGGAACUAGCCACUAGAACGAAGGAGCUGUUGGAAGAUAACGCGGACCAAGUUCUGGCGCUCCUUACUCAAUACUCACAGUCUUCGCCUACUGCUGCAAGUAACCCACAGUUAUUGGAAUGCAUUACUUCCUGGAUGCGCGAAAUUCCUGCGUCGCGAAUUGCUAACUCUCCUUUAAUGGACGUCAUCGUAAAAGCGCUUUCGGAUGAGAGAUCCUUCGAUGCGGCAGUAGAAUGUAUGUGCGCCAUUUAUAGGGACACCCUUGAAGUUGACGAUUCUAUGCCCGUUAUACAGACCGUCUAUCCACGGUUAAUCGCAUUAAGGCCGAAGAUCCGUGAAGCAGCGGAAACGGAGGAUCCUGAAAUGCUCCGUGGUGUCACCAGAUUGUUUGCUGAAGCUGCAGAAGCCUGGGUAGUCCUAAUUGCCCGUCUACCAAACGAAUUCCGCAACCUGGUUGAAGCGGUUCUGGAAUGUUGUGUUGUUGAUAAAGAGCGUGAUGCUAUUUCUAUCACCUUCGUCUUUUGGUUCGAGCUUAAACAGUACGUGACGUUGGAUAGAUAUGCCAACGCAAGAAUAGUUCUUUCGGAUGUGUUUUCCAAGUUGGUGGACAUCAUGAUCAAGCACCUAGAGUUUCCGGCUACAGACGGCGACGAAGAAGAUUUGUUUGAAGGAGACCGGGAACAGGAGGAGAAAUUUCGAGAGUUCCGCCACGCGAUGGGCGAUGUGCUCAAAGAUUGCUGCGCCGUUAUUGGGGUUUCCGAAUGCCUGAACAAAUCGUAUGACCUAAUUCAAGGAUGGGUAGCGAAAUAUGGGCCUCAGGCAAGUCACAACCACGUACCACACUGGCAAGAACUGGAAGCGCCAUUGUUCAGUAUGAGGGCGAUGGGACGAAUGGUCGAUCCCGAGGAGAGUUCGGUCCUUCCGCAGAUUAUUCCGCUUAUUGUCCGAAUACCUGAUCAGGAAAAGGUCCGUUUCCAAGCUAUUAUGGCGCUUGGGAGAUACACCGAAUGGACAGCGCAGCAUCCCGAAACUCUUGAGGCUCAGCUCAAUUACGUUAUUUCCGGAUUUCAGCAUAAGUCUCAAGAAGUUGUACAAGCUGCCGCACUGGCCUUCAGAUUCCUUGGAACUGAUUGCCAGAAGUUAUUGGGAGGACAUAUCCCACAGCUGCAUACGUUUUACGAGUCAGUGAUCGACAAUUUAAAGCCGUCGAGUCAGGAGGAGGUCACUGAAGGCGUUGCCGCCGUUGUAGCGGUUCAGCCAAUCGAAAAGAUAUAUGAGACUCUGAAGCUGUUCUGCGAUCCUAUUAUGAGAAGAAUUAUGAACUUAGCCAACAAUGCGAAAGACGAAGAUGGCCAAAGAGCAGUCGCUGACCAUCUUCAACUCAUUACCAUAUUUAUUCAAAUCGUAUCACCGUAUGUCGAUCCUGGUACUCAAAAUCCAGGUGUGCGGUAUUGUGAGGAGAUUCUUCCAGUUCUCAGUACGAUUGUCUUGAACUUUACGAAGUCCACGCCCAUACUCGAAAGAGUUUGUCGAUGCUGGAGAUACAUGAUUAUUUCCUAUCGCAAUGCGAUGAUUCCAUUACUCCCCAACUUAGCUCAAAGUAUAUCGGCUGGGUUCCAAGCAUCCAGGGAAGGAUGUUUCUUAUGGGCAACCGAUGCUGUUGUUCGGGAGUUUUCUUCCGGUGCUGAAUACGUGGAUCAGGCAACGAGCGAUGCAGUAUACCAUUUCUUCGAGCAACAGGUCAUCCAAUUCCUCCGUAUUCUCAACGAUUUACCGCCAAACCACCUGCCCGAUAUGAUCGAGGACUUUUUCCGGCUCUUAACCGAUGCUGUGCGAUACUUCCCAAAAAAUACGUUGACAUCACAGCUUGCCGUUCCCAUCUUCUCCGCUGCACUAAGUGCGCUUACCCUGCAACAAGUCGACCCUCUUACAGCAACCCUACAUUACUGUCGCGACGUCCUGAGUUUUGGAUUUGAGCAGCCAUCAAUAUCCGAAUUUACGAGCCCAGAAGGCGAACCAUUUACUAACCCUCCAGAGGUUAGAGCAGCAGUUAAGCAACUAAUAAGCUCGCAGGGGUCUCUUCUUGUCCAACGCGUUAUGACGGGAAUGAUGUUCACGUUCCCUGGAGAUUGUUUCCCUGAUGCGUCGGGAGUUUUGAUGGCAUUAUUUGAAUUAUUACCACAAGAGACCGCAACUUGGGUUGGCGGCACCAUUCAGUUACUUCCUUCAGGCACCUUGAAACCCGGUGAAAGUGAACGCUUAAUGAAGAAUCUCUCAGAACGCGUACAAACCGGCGAUCAUAGGAAGAUUCGAACAUUGCUUCAAGAUUUUACAAAUUCAUAUCGGCGACGAAAUGUAGCGCCCAGAGAAGGACUUGGGAGACUCGAAGCAGCGAGGUUCCGAUUUACUGGUUGAAUUCCACAAAAUCCAUUUCCUAACAAUAGCAAUACAAAAAGUCAUAAUCACAUCUAGGUCAUCCUGUGGGCUUCGCCCUCUGUCGACUGCAUUUCCACAGUAUUUCGAAGUCUGACACCAAAAAGGGAUAGCGACCAAAACUCCAGCCUGUGUAAAAUCAUUCUCCGUGGACGAACGCACCACCUAUUGGGCAAGGCGUUAUGAUUUUUUUUUUUUUCUUUCCCUUACUUAUUUUUGUCGAUCCCUGCCUGUUAAACUCCAUUUGCAGAACUCUUCCCGUGCCCUGCGAAGUGGAUCGUCUAGCUGGAGAAAAUUCACGUCCUCAUAAUCAAUUAUAUAGCUGUGCGUGUGAAUCUAGCUGUUAGUUAUAGGUCUUAUCAGAAAUGGAACGGGGGAGAAAAGAGUGAAGG